This is a messenger RNA of Pleurotus ostreatus (oyster mushroom), 1884 nucleotides long. RefSeq lists its product as uncharacterized. Gene Ontology annotation, molecular function: zinc ion binding; metalloendopeptidase activity. The record is from RefSeq and is a predicted model, not a curated record. NCBI's taxonomy places the organism in Eukaryota, Fungi, Basidiomycota, Agaricomycetes, Agaricales, Pleurotaceae. Bases 1 to 1884 code for a protein of 627 amino acids. The transcript is spliced from 11 exons.
AUGGUCGCCUUCAACAAAUUCUUCACAGCCGUCUUUCUCGCCAUUGCCUACGCUUCAAUCUCGCAAGCCGUCCCUUACAGCCAAGACGUGAAGCAUUCUACUCACCGCGUCCGGGAGAUAGGUCGUGGACUGAAAGUCGAAGUGUACCACCCGCAGACGUCAUAUACCACGUUUGGAGACGGGCUUGCUGGCCCCGCACUGAGAGGAGGCGACCUCAAGUCGAAGACCAUCGCGGUGGUUCGCCAGCGUCUCGGCGUGGAUGAACGUUCUGUGAAUUUCAAGUCGGGUUUCUCGCAAUCAUCAGAGUCAUACGGAUACGUCAAGCAGCAACAUAACGGCAUUCCUUUUGCCAAUGCCGUCGCGAACGUUGCCUUCAAGGACGACAAGAUCGUCGCGUUCGGUUCAUCAUUUGUCAAGACGAAGAACAUCGCCUCCUCUACACCAGCAGUCUCCCUCGACAAAGCUAUCUCCAUAGCCGAGAGUGCUCUCGACGGUAAACGGAACGAGCACCCCGCUGCUCUCGAAUACUACGCCAAGCCCGACGGUUCGGUCGUCCUCACCCACGUACUCCAAGUGCAGAACGAAGUCGCGGAUACGUGGUACGAAGCCUUCGUCGAUGCCCACUCCGGGGAGGUCGUGUCCGUCACCGAUUUCGUUGCCGAUGCGUCAUAUCAUGUCCUUCCUAUCAAUAAGAUGGUUAUUCCGGAAGGUUUGGAAACCAUUGUCGACCCGCAGAUCGCAUCUGCCUCUCCAAGUGGAUGGCACAACGAUGGUUCCUCAGAAUCCGAUAGCACAACUGGUAAUAACGUCGUUGCGUACAAAGGCUCACAAUCGUCCCUCACCAAGGAAUCGGAAGCUGGUCACAUCUACAGCUACAUCGUUGACCCCGAAACAGAGCCGUCCACUGAGAACAACCUCGACGCCGCUCGCACCAAUGCUUUCUAUGUCGCCAAUAUGAUCCACGACAUCACCUAUUUGUAUGGCUUUACCGAGGCCUCCUACAACUUCCAGAACACCAACUUCGACAAGGGCGGCAAGGCGGAGGACAAAGUCCUCUUGUCCGUCCAAGAUGCUUCGGGCACGAAUAACGCAAACUUUGCUACCCCGCCUGACGGACAAUCCGGGCGAUGCAGGAUGUACUUGUGGACUUUGACAAAGCCUCGCCGAGAUGGAUCCUUCGAGAACGAUAUCAUCGCUCACGAACUCACUCAUGGUCUCACUAACCGCAUGACCGGUGGUGGCACCGGCAGAUGUCUGCAGACUACUGAGGCGGGUGGCAUGGGUGAAGGUUGGAGCGACGCCUUUGCUGAUUGGCUCUGGCAGAAGAGCGGUACGAUCCAGGACUAUAAACUUGGGUGGUACGUCUACAAACCCGAGGGGAUCCGUACGCAUCCGUACUCCACCGACGCAACUGUGAAUCCGUUGAAGUAUUCCAACGUCAAAGGCAACUACGCUGUACAUAACAUUGGAGAAGUCUGGGCGAACAUGCUGCACAACGUUCAUGGCGCUCUCCUUGAUGCCCAUGGGUUCUCGGACACGGCGUUCACCAACCCGGACGGCGACGCAGGGAAUGUCGUCUUCAUGAGGCUCUUCAUCGACGCUCUUGCUAUCCAACCGUGCAACCCAACAUUCGUCAACGCCCGCGAUGCUUGGAUUCAAGCAGACGCUAAUCGAUACGAGGGCACUCAUAAGUGUCUCAUUUGGAAGGUUUUCGCAUCCAAGGGUCUUGGAGCCAAGGCUGAGAAGUUUGUUGACAAUUUCGACGUACCGGACGAGUGUAAAGAUGCAACGGAGGAACCUGAGGUGCCUGAUGUACCGGAUGUACCGGACGUCCCUGAAGAAGAGGAAGAAGAAACCAUCAGCCCAGGUGAGGGAUGGCUAUAG